ACAACGCGGGACAGCACAUGCAAAAGCAGGUUAUCCUUAAUAUCAUAGAAAGUUACUGCUAAGAGGGAUGUUGUUAUUUUAUCUACCAAACGAAUAGAAAUGUACUAGAGAGAAAGAAGAAAGAAAGAGACUCGAGGCUUUCGCCUAGUUACCUCCUUUCGACCUUCUCAACUUUUAACCCCGCCGCGCGCAAGCCUCGCGCUCAGUGAUGCUGACCGACGAGCGCAGAUUAUUUAACAAACAAUUUAGAUCCUGAGCAUCAGUUCUGCUCCAAAAAGGCGAGUAAGUUACUUUUCGUUUUUCCCCUUACGAUAUGCGUAUUCUUCUCCGCCUUUUUAGGGUUUGGGAAACAUUUACAGGAGCGAGCAGAUUUGUCACGGAGGAGAUGCACUGGUGCACUGGUGUUGAUGUGGGUUUUGUCAUCAUUAUUUCAGUGUGAGGGUGGACAUGGCUUGUCAUGAGUGUGUGAAUGAAAAAGGUGUGACGACAGAGUAGGCAUCAUGCUAACGGGUGACAAAAAAUGGAUGGAGAAAACAGAAACGCGACAGAAAAGAGGAGACCAAGAGCAAGUGAGGGAAAUUGUUUGAGAAGAGAGAUUGAAUCAUUCUGAAUUUCGCAGCUAGUCUUUUCAAAUCUGCAUUAAGGGACUUUGGUAAAAGAUUUGGGAGAAAUAAAAAUUCAACUUUUGGACGAUUUUUAAAUUGGUAGCUUACGCCUUCACUUCAGAAUUUAUCAUCAGCAAACAAUGAGUUGUAUUCGAACGGCGUUAUGUCGCAUUUAGAGUUGGGAUCCGUACUGUCCUGUUCUGUCGGUAAUUCUCCAGCGAAGGAUUUUGAGAAAGACAGAAAUUCAGGACAUCACAGCCGGAAAAGAGCCGGGUCGCCACCACCGCAAAUUCAGCUCUCCCAACAGGGCAUGGAAGGUAUCAAAGUUUAUUUGCACGAACGAGAUCUGUGGGCAAAAUUUCAUGAUGUCACUACAGAGAUGAUCAUCACUAAAGCUGGCAGACGAAUGUUUCCCAGCUACAAGGUGAAAGUAACGGGUCUUAACCCUAAAGCAAAAUAUAUCUUACUGAUGGACAUUAUUUCAGCCAACGAGCACCGGUAUAAAUUUGCCGAAAACAAAUGGUCCGUCAAUGGUAAAGCUGAGCCUGCAAUUCCAGGCAGACUUUAUGUCCACCCAGACUCACCAGCUUCAGGUGCUCACUGGAUGAGACAGCUUGUCUCUUUCCAGAAACUCAAACUUACCAACAACCACCUGGACCCUUUCGGACAUAUCAUAUUAAGCUCCAUGCACAAAUACCAGCCUCGGCUACACAUAGUAAAGGCUGAUGAGAGGAACAGCUUUGGCUCCAGCAACACGAGUUUCUGCACACACUCCUUUCCUGAGACAGCUUUCAUCGCUGUGACUUCCUACCAGAACCACACAAUCACUCAAUUGAAGAUUGAGAAUAAUCCAUUCGCCAAAGGCUUCCGUGGAAAUGAUGAUAUCGAGCUGCAUCGCAUGUCCCGUACACCGAGUAAGGAGUACCCGCUGGUUCCACGCAGUACUGCCAGACAUAAGAUGGCUCCACCCUCUCCAGACUGUCCAUCUCAGUCUGAGUUCACCAUGGCUGAGAAACCCAGCCCUGGCUACACCUGUUCUGACAUUUCAGGUGAUCAUGACCACAACCUCACUGAAACUCCUCCCGUCAAUGACCCCGCCUACCAUCUCUUCACCUAUCAACUCUCUCCUGAUGUGGCCACUGCGCACAGUGCUCCCCGCAGUAUGGAUAUGGCGCAGAAUGAGCCUUGCAUGUAUGGAGGGUCUCAAAUGGGCAUAGAGGACCUCAGGUGGGCAUCUUAUAUGGACAACACAACUUAUCAAAGCUUUUCCUCUGCUAAAGAAUUUGGUGGGUCAUUUGCCCCCACCCCUGACUUCUCUCAGGAACUGUAUCCACAAUACACCUGUGAGGUGGGUGUCCAGUCACAUUGCAUGAUGAGUGAUUUCUCAAUUUAUGCCUGCAAUCGAUCGUUCGGCCAAAAUCAACAACCAAACAGCUGGUGUGGGGGCAGCUGAGCAAGUAUGUGUGGCGAGUGUGUGUUCGUGUGAGACUAAGAGUCUGUGAAUCAUUUUGCUAACUUUCCCAUAACUUCACCCUGAAAUCAAAAGGUUUCUGCCUAGUUGAUAAUGAAACACAAUGUCAUCAUUUAUUUAUUCUAGGGCUUUGCAGAAUAAAAGUUUAUGUUUACAUAAUAUCAUUCUGUGUACAGUGCAUAUUUAUUUUGUAUUUAUUAACACAUACACAUACAUGUAUACAUAUUCAGGAAAUAUUAACAUUUAUUUAUUUAGACUUACCAAUAAUUAAAAUUCUAUUUAAAUGUUAAGUCAUUUUUGUAUUUUUCUUAAAUAUAUGCAUGUAGGUGUGUGUUUUUAUAAAUACAAUUCAAAAACCUGUAUUUAUUUAUUUUGUGGAACAGAAAAGAAGAUAUUUUGAGAAACGUCUCAGUGGUUUCGUGUUCCUACCAUGCAGAGGAUGUUGUACCAAUGUUCUUCAAAAUAUCUUCUUUUGUUUUCUGCAAAAAAAGAAAGUUGUGCAGAUUUGGAAUGUUAUAAAAAUGAACAAGAAGGACGUUUCAUUUUCAGAGUUUUUUUAACUUUAGGCUCGUAAUAAUUGAAUGCAUUUAUAUUACAUUUAAUAUAUACCUUUAAAUGAAUAUUUAAUAUUUUGUUAUGCUCACAAAAUAUUUGAGAUAGAACCACAAAGGGCUUGACUAUAAUACUAUAGAAGGUAUAUUCCUUUGGAGAACCAUGUAUGUUCUGAUGCUUCAAAGAACCUAGAAACCAAAACAUGAAUCUGACAAACCUACAAUGAAACAUCAAGAUCAUUUUAAUAUCAACCUCAUAGAUGACCAAAAAAAACUUUAGAAAGAGUUUUAGUAAGUGGUGAAUUCAUUGCAGAACAACAAAUAUCAUUUGUGUGACUUUAUUUUUGAAGUGCGUGUCUAAAUUUUUUAGGAUUUCAGGAUAGCUGAUGAACUGGGAGAUUUUCAUUUGAAGCUGAAAUGCAAAAUCGGAUACCAUUUUCUCUUAUCCUGAUCCUUGUGAUUGUUGUUUGCACGUCCCCUGUCAGUGACAUGUUUUUGUAAAUGAUGAAAUAUGGAGAAUGAUGUGUGAAUCUUUUACAUUAACACACCUCGAAACAGAUAUUUUCUGUAAAAAAUCAAAUCAAACUGUAACAAUGGUUGAGUUGUUUUACUAUGGUCAGUAGUUUUGAUUUGAUCUCUCUAAGAAUAUUUCACUUUAGUAAUGCUGAUGUACAAACACUAACAAGCUGAUAUCCAAAACUCUGGCAGAUAUGAAAUUACAUAAAAUAUUCUAUCCGCCCAACAUGUACAUGCUUCAGCCAUAGAUGAAUUGGAAGGGGACCCUUUAUUUAGUUUAGUUUUAUCUGUGUUAUGAUGGGAAAAGUGAAUGCUGUGUACUGCACGUGUCACAUUCCAUUAAGGGAGCAGUGAUGUUACCGAUCCUGUCAUGGCCCAAGGCAAAAGAUACACAGAGAGAGAUAAAGAGAGGGAGAGAUAGAUAGUGAGAGAGACUGGGGGAGAGGAGGGUAUCAGCUGGACAUUUAUUUAUAGACAACACAGUGCAAUAAGAAUUUCAUGAGUAAACUACCGCCAUUUAAAAUGUUUUUCCCAUGUUGUGAAAUUCAUGUUCUGGGUAUUUAUUAUUACGUCAAUGUGUUAUUAUAAAGUAUUUAUUGCUUUUCAAUACUGUGUUUGUUGAUAUCUAUUUGUAAUGCUGUAGUUUAUUUUUGAGGCAUUUUUGCUUUAGUGUGCGCCAAUUGAAGAAUUUUUGUGUUUUAUGAAGUGUUUUUUUGAAUUGUGUUUAAAUAUGAGACGUAAAUAAAAUGAAAAUCCACAGUC
This is a messenger RNA of Triplophysa dalaica, 3905 nucleotides long. It is a transcript of the gene tbx5b, whose product is annotated as T-box transcription factor 5b. Gene Ontology annotation, cellular component: nucleus. The transcript is spliced from 9 exons. The record is from RefSeq and is a predicted model, not a curated record. Gene Ontology annotation, biological process: cell fate specification; pattern specification process; cardiac left ventricle formation. Bases 769 to 2058 code for a protein of 429 amino acids. Gene Ontology annotation, molecular function: RNA polymerase II cis-regulatory region sequence-specific DNA binding; DNA-binding transcription factor activity, RNA polymerase II-specific. NCBI's taxonomy places the organism in Eukaryota, Metazoa, Chordata, Actinopteri, Cypriniformes, Nemacheilidae.